Messenger RNA from Corylus avellana, 2313 nucleotides. RefSeq names its product Transcription factor TFIIE, alpha subunit. The record is from RefSeq and is a predicted model, not a curated record. Gene Ontology annotation, cellular component: transcription factor TFIIE complex. Gene Ontology annotation, biological process: transcription initiation at RNA polymerase II promoter. NCBI's taxonomy places the organism in Eukaryota, Viridiplantae, Streptophyta, Magnoliopsida, Fagales, Betulaceae.
UAUUCUCAUAGACGAGCUGUGCAGUCAGUGUAACACUUCUCCCUUCGUUAAAAACGCACGCCCUCUUGUCUCCCUUGCCUUUCCCGUUUCUUUCUUCUCUCCUGCGUCCCCUUUCUUCUUCUUCUUCUUCUUUUCCUUUUCUUUCUUUCUUUCUCGCCUUCCUCUUUUCUUUCAGAGAGGCAGACCGAGAGAGAACAGAGAGAGAGCUAGAUAGAACCGAGAAUGCAGAGAGAGAGUCUGAGAUCGAGAGAGAGGAAGAAACUCUGACCGUGAGUGGUGCGAUUGGGAGCGGUGGUGGUUGGGUCAUCAUCUUCAUGCAGUAGGUAGCGGCUGGGUGGCAGAUUCCGGCCCUGUUCCGGCAAGCCGCGAUUGGGUACCUAUAACUUCUCGACGUCCAAACAGUGAUUAACAAGCAUUUGUAUAUUGGAGAACAGCAGAAAUUAGAAGGUUAAAAUAAGGAAAGAAAGGAGAAGAUCAAGAGGAGAGAACAGGAGGAAACCAAACAAGAAGAACAAUAACAAAAACACUAGACUUGAACUACAAAAAAACCUAGAACUUCCUUCGCUGAUUGACUUCAAAAGCCAAGAAAAUGAGUGUCGAACCUUUCAACAGGUUGGUGAAGCUUGCAGCGAGGGCGUUCUACGAUGACAUAACGACAAAAGGAGAUAAUCAACCCAAAACGGGUCGCAGUGACAACAGAGGCAUCGCCGUGGUGGUACUUGACGCACUCACCAGACGACAAUGGGUGAAAGAAGAAGAUUUGGCCAAGGCCUUGAAAUUGCACUCGAAGCAACUUCGUCGGACUCUGCGAUUCUUCGAGGAAGAAAAACUAGUUACUCGAGACCAUAGGAGAGAGACAGCGAAGGGUGCAAAGAUAUUUAGUGCUGCCGUAGCUGCCACAGUUGAUGGUCAACCGACAACAAAAGAAGGGGAGGAAAAGAUUAAGCUGCACACUCACUCUUACUGUUGUCUAGAUUAUGCCCAGAUAUAUGAUGUGGUUCGGUACAGAUUGCACCGCAUGAAGAAAAAACUGAAAGAUGAAUUGGACAACAAAAACACAGUUCAGGAGUAUAUAUGCCCCAACUGUGGGAAAAGGUACACUGCGUUGGAUGCAUUGCGGUUGGUAUCUAUGGAUGAUGAAUAUUUUCACUGUGAAAGUUGUAAUGGGGAACUGGUGGCUGAGAGCGACAAGUUAGCUUCUCAAGAAGGAGGAGAUGGAGAUGACAAUGCAAGGAGGCGAAGGCGUGAAAAGUUAAAGGACAUGCUUCAAAAGAUGGAGGUACAACUUAAGCCUUUAAUAGAUCAACUCAGUAGAGUAAAAGACUUGCCUGUUCCCGAAUUUGGUACUCUUCAAGCAUGGGAAGUUCGAGCAAGUGCUGCUGGUCGUGCAGCAAAUGGUGAUUCCAGUAACGAUCCUUCCAGAUCUUCUCAUGGGCUGGGGUAUGGUGGAACAACGUUGCCUUUUGUUGGAGACACCAAGGUUGAAGUUGACUUUUCUGGGGCUGAAGGCAAGGGAGAGAAUAUUAAAUCUGAAAAUGAGAGUUCAUCUCUGAAAGUUUUGCCACCAUGGAUGAUCAAGGAAGGAAUGAACCUUACGAAGGAACAACGGGGAGAGGUCAAGCAGGAGUCGAGGAUGGAUGACAGUUCACCAGCUGUAGAAUUUUCAGAUGACAAAAAGUCAACAGUUGAGAAUGACGAUAAGAAGAAUAUACAGGAUGAGUAUGUCAAAGCUUAUUAUGCUGCUUUAAUCAAGAAACAACAAGAACUAGAUGAAGCUGCCAAGAAGCAAGAUGAAUUAUCAAACACGCAUGCCUUAAAUGGCAUCUCUGGAAUGACUUCUAAUCGCCAAGUUGGAAUGAAGUCGAAACGUGAUGAGGACGAUGGAGAUGAUGAUGUGGAAUGGGAAGAGGCUCCAGUUGCAGGCAAUGCAAAUGAAAAUUACAAAGUUGACUUGAAUGUCCAAGUUGAUGCUUCAGGAGAAGAUGAGGAUGAUAUAGACUGGGAGGAAGGUUGAAGAGCAUAGCUUUUCUUCCCUAAUAGAUUAGAUGGAUUGUCAUUACCUCAUUUCACGUGUACUCAUCCAGGAAUUGUAGGUGUGAUGAGCUCAAAAAUGUUUCUUUUAACCUACAUGUUUUCCAGUGUUGCCGUCUUUUACCCUGGAUUCUGAAAUACAAUGUUUUCUAGGUCUUGGUUUUUGGUUGCAAUGCCUGGAUUCAUGCUCUGAUUUAUUGAGACUCUGAUGAGCACCAAAAAAUGCACAGCAUUGUACCACUCGACACGACAGAUGAAUAAAAAUACUAACAUUUUUGUUUU